CCUGCAGCCAUGGCCGUAGCUGUGAGGAGAUCGAGGUCGUGUACUCGGAUGUUUUUUUUACAUCGUCAGUGCUGAUGCUCAUGUAAAAAUUCUGGUAAAGUAUAAAAUACUCCUUAAUGUUCUCUGUUGGUUUGUAUCGUUGUUGAAUAGUAAAUACCAAGCAGUCAUAUAAAUACUGCCAGCUAGAGAUUGAAACCUAAGUUUGACCUCGAUAGAACGUCAGCAGUGAUUACGACGCUGCUUGCAGCCAUUUUACACUGGAUAACCAAAACAAUGUCUCGAAGAGUCACCACCAGAACCACAAAAUAAAACGACCCAUCUGUAUUUAAAAUAACGUCUUUAAGCAUGGUGAAGAGGAAGAGUUUAGAGGAUCCCGAUCAGGAAUGCGGGAGAGGUAUACCUUUCCCAAUCCAGACGUUUCUGUGGAGACAAACCAGUGCAUUUUUGAGACCAAAACUUGGGAAGCAGUAUGAAGCGUCCUGUGUGUCGUUCGAGAGAGUGCUGGUGGAGAACAAGCUGCAUGGCCUGUCUCCCGCUCUCUCGGAGGCAAUCCAGAGCAUCUCGCGUUGGGAGCUGGUGCAGGCGGCCCUUCCCCAUGUGCUGCACUGCACUGCCAUCCUGCUCUCCAACCGGAACAAGCUGGGUCACCAGGACAAGCUGGGUGUUGCAGAGACAAAGCUUCUGCACACCCUGCACUGGAUGCUGCUGGAUGCUGCCCAGGAGUGUAACCACGAGGCUGGGGUGAGAGGGGGUCGGGGGUCCAGCUGGUCAGGGAGCAGCAGUGCCUUCAUUCACCAGAUGGAGAACCAGGGCUCCCCCGGCCAGCCCCCGCAUGGCAGCACCCCCGAGGAUGACGAGCACAGCAAGCAGAAGCUUUUCCACAAGUCCAUGGCCACCGUGGAGCUCUUUGUGUUCCUCUUUGCUCCUCUCAUCCACAGGAUCAAGGAGUCAGAUCUGACAUUCCGAUUGUCCAGUGGCCUUGUCAUCUGGCAGCCAAUGUGGGAGCAGAAACAGCCCGAUGUCCCUGCCUUCACUGCUCUCAUCAAGCCAGUCAGAAACAUUGUUACAGCAAAGAGAAACUCCCCAACCAACAACCAGAGGAGUGCGUGUGAAUCCCCCAACCCAGGCUCCACGGGUUUCCAGGUGGUUUGUGAGACUGCCCAAUCAGAUUCACUGUCAUCAGGGGCAAGUGUGCAGAGCUGUCGCCGUGGCAACUCUCUUGAAGGAGGCGGGCCUUCCCAGGCCUCCAAGGACAAGGGACUCUCCCAGAACAAAGCUUCGACCGCAGCCCCCCCUGCGCAGAGGUCUCGCUACGGCACCUAUUUCGACGUGGCGGUGCUGCGCUGUCUCCUGCAGCCCCACUGGUCCGAAGAGGGGACCCACUGGGCGCUGCUGUACUGCCUGCAGAGGCUGCGUCAGAUCCUGGAGGAGAAGCCUGAGAGACCCCCGGAGCCCCUCCUCACACAGCUGCCCAGACCACGCAGCAGCUCCAUGGUGGCAGCCGCACCCUCCCUGGUGAACACACACAAGACACAGGACAUGACUUCAAAAUGCAAUGAGGAGGAGAAGUCCCUCAGCACAGAAACCUUCUCCAAGGUGUCCUUGACGAACCUGAGAAGGCAGGCUGUCCCGGACCUGUCCUCUGACCUGGGCAUGAACAUCUUCAAAAAGUUUAAGAGCCGCAAGGAGGAACGUGAGCGAAAGGGCUCAAUCCCGUUCCACCACACCGGGAAGAGGCGUCAGCGGCGCAUGGGGGUCCCCUUCCUGCUGCACGAGGAUCACCUGGACGUGUCUCCCACGCGCAGCACCUUUUCCUUCGGGAGCUUCUCCGGGAUUGGUGACGAGCGGCGCGGGCUCGAGAAGGGGGGUUGGCAGACUGCCAUCCUGGGGAAGUUCACACGCAGAGGCAGCUCCGAUACCACCGCAGAUGUGGACAGCCUCAGCGCCAGACAGUCCCACUCGCACCACACACUGAUGAGCGAUGCCCACGACCAACCCAACAGCCACGGUGAAAACACCGUCAAGGAAGUCAGGUCCCAGAUAUCCACCAUCACUGUGGCAACCUUCAACACCACGGUGGCCUCGUUCAACGUGGGCUACGCAGACAUCUUUACAGAGCACAUGAAGAAGCUGUGCAACCCGGUGCCCAUCCCAGAGAUGCCCAUCGAGCCUCUGGCCUGCUCCAACCUGCCACGCAGCCUCACUGACUCCUGCAUCAACUACAGCUGCCUGGAGGAUGCAGAGAGCAUCGAGGGGACCAACAACUUCAUCCUUAAGAACGGCAUGCUGGACCUCACGGUGAUCCUGAGAGCUGUGUACGUGGUCCUGACCCACGACAUCAGCUCACGAAUCUGCGACGUGACUCUGAACAUCAUCGAGUGCCUCCUGCAGCUGGGAGUGGUACCCAGCAUGGGGAAGAAGGUGUCCAAGGUGGAAGAGAAGGAGAAUGAGGAGACCAGGCUCAAGGAUGGGACCAAUCAGAGGACAGGGGGAGCCAACGUGGGUGUGGCUGGAGGAAUGGGGGCGGCGCCGGGAGGAGGAGGAGGGGGCGGGAACGGAGGAGGAGGAGGAGGAGGAGGAGGAGAUGAUGGCAAGAACAACAGGCAGCAAGGAAACAAGGAAGAUAGUGUGCCCCAGAGCAGCCACAGGUUGGCCCUCACAAUGCUGAUUAAAAUCGUCAAGUCUCUCGGCUGUGCCUAUGGAUGUGGAGAGGGACACAGAGGCCUCUCUGGAGAUCGCUUACGGAUGCAGGCUCAGAACUGCCUGACCCUCCUGUACAAGCUGGACAAGCUCCAGUUCCGUCAGACAAUGAGAGACUAUGUGAACAAGGACUCGCUCAACAACGUGGUGGACUUCUUACACGCCUUUCUGGGCUUCUGCAUGGAACCUAUCACCGACAAAUACGGAAGUGCAGGUGAGAGGUCCAGGAGAGAGAAAAAAAGAAACCUCGACAAGGCGGGUUUCGGGAACAAUUUCACUACAGGGGACAGCAAAUCGGUUGCUCAGAACAUGGAGACGGUGGUCGUGGGCUGCAUGUUCAAGUCUCUGAUCACACGUUGUGCAUCCACCACACAUGAGCUUCACAGCCCGGAGAACCUGGGUCUGUACUGUGAUAUCCGGCAGCUGGUGCAGUUCAUCAAGGAGUCCCACGGGAAUGUCUUCCGCAGAGUGGCUCUCAGUGCCCUCCUGGACAGUGCAGAGAAAGUCACUUCUGGGAAAAAGACAGAGGAGAAGGACGAGACGAAACUUCCAGGGAACCGAAGGUCUGAUGCGGGGAACACAAACGACAAGGGACAGCCCUCGUCUGCCGCGGAUGAGUGUCGUAGUUACAUCUCCAGUCGUCUCCCACAGACCCCAGAGCAUGAUGAGCAGAUCCCGGGGGCUCUCCUCGGGCGAAAGGACUUCUGGCGCAAAAUGUUCAAGUCCCAGAGUGCAGCGAGUGACACAAGCAGCCAGUCAGAGCAGGACACUUCAGAGUGCACAACCGCCCACUCGGGAACCACCACCGAACGACGGUCCCGCUCCCGCUCCCGAUCCCGACGCAUCUCCCUCCGCAAGAAACUCAAACUGCCCAUAGGAAACUGGCUGAAACGCUCCUCCCUCUCGGGUCUGACAGAUGGGGUAGAGGACCUGCUGGACAUCAGCUCUGUGGACAGGCUCUCCUUCAUACGCCAGAGUUCCAAGGUGAAGUUCACCAGCGCAGUGAAGCUGUCUGAAGGAGGCGCUAUGGAGUACGGCCGGGACGAAGAGGAGAAUUUCUUCAAGCGGCUUGGUAAAUGGCGCUCCGGCCGAAGGAACCCAUCCAAGCUUCACCACACAGAAGAAAAAGAUGACAUCAUAUUGCGCCGUCCUGCCUGCCCGUCUCUCUCAGGGUGCCGUGGCUUCGAGGAGCGCCUAGCCGGCAGCCAGGAGGGGAUGAAGAACAAGAACAUGGUGAAUCUGGGAGCCAUCCGGCAGGGCAUGAAGCGCUUCCAGUUCCUGCUGAACUGCUGCGAGCCUGGAACCAUCCCUGACGCAUCCAUCCUGGCGGCCGCCCUCGACCUGGAGGCCCCAGUGGUGGCGAGAGCAUCUCUCUUCCUGGAGUGCGCCCGUUUUGUGCACCGCUGUAACCGUGGAAACUGGCCGGAGUGGAUGAAGGGGCACCACGUGAACAUCAUCAAGCGUGGCCUCUCCCGGGGCCGCUCCCCAGUUGUCGGCAGCAAGAGGAACCAGAAGCUCCAGUGGAACGCUGCCAAGCACUUCUGCCAGUGGGGAGAUGCUAUCGGUGCCCGACUGAGCGAGCUGUGCCACUUGGAGAGCGAGAGUCCCGCUAAUAUCCUGGGCUUCAUUUAUGACGAGGAGACGAAGCGACGGAUGAGGAAGGAGGAUGAGGAGGAGGAUUUCCUUGAUGACAAUACUGUGAACCCAACAAAAUGUGCCUGCCCCUUUGCCCUGAAGAUGGCCGCAUGCCAACUCUUGCUGGAAAUCACCACCUUCCUGCGAGAGACCUUUCCUUGCCUGCCACGCCCCCGCACAGAGCCCCUGGUGGACCUGGAGAGCUGCAGGCUGCGUCUCGACCCCGAGCUGGACCGUCAUCGCUACGAGAGGAAGAUCAGCUUUGCCGGGAUCAUCGACGACGAAGAGGGGCACGACUCCCUGCACAGCAGCAGCCACACCCUGAAAUCAGACUCCGCCUGUGAGGAGAAGAGAGCUCCUAUCAGAAAGAUCAGGAUUGGUGGGUCUCGGCUGCUGCAGAUCAAGGGAGCUCGAAGUUUUCGGGUGAAGAAAGGAGGCUCCCUGUCCAGCAUCCGCCGGGCCGGCAGCUUGAAGAGCACCAAAAUGUCAAGGCAGGACUCGGAGUCCGAGAACGAGGAGGUCUUGCUGUCCCAGAGCAGAGACACUGUCACUGAUAUAGGGAGUCCCUGGAGCACCAGCGAGCCCAGUAUUGAACCCGAGGGCCUGAGCAGCACAGGGAAUGAGGAGAACUACCACAGAAACAUGUCCUGGCUGCACAUCAUGAUCCUGCUCUGUAACCAGCAGAGCUUCAUUUGCACGCACGUGGAUUUCUGCCACCCGUGCUGCUACCAGCACCACAGCCGCUCGUGCGCCCGCCUGGUCAGAGCUGUCAAGCUGCUGUAUGGGGACACAGUGGACGGGCUCAAGGAGGACAGCCUUACCAGCAACAUCGGCUUCCGGGCCAAGAAGACCAAGGAGUGCUCAGACAAGUCCUGUCUCAGGACGCCUUCCCUAAAGAGAAGAACGACUGACGCCACUCCGGAAGGGAAGAAGGACACUGGAAUGCUGAAGUACAUCCGCAACCAGGUGAUGAGCCUCUCCCCGGCCCCCCUGUCUCUGUUGAUCAAGGCGGCUCCGAUCCUGACUGAUGAAAUGUUCGGGGACGUCCAGCCUGCAGCGUGGGAGCUCCUGCUGAGUGUGGACGAGCACAUGGCAGCUGCUGCAGCUGCCCUGUUCCUGCUGUGUGCAGUGAAGGUGUCGGACGCUGUCUCUGAUAUGAUGAUGUCUGAAUUCCACCACCAGGAGGCAGUGCAGAGAAUCAACUCGGUGCUCAGGUUCUACACGCUGUGGCGCUUCAGGUUUCGGGUGUGGCCGCGCAUGGAGGAAGGGGCCCAGCAGAUCUUUAAGAUCCCGCCCCCCAGUAUAAACUUCACGCUGCCCUCCCCGAUACUGGGAAUGCCUUGUGUGCCCAUGUUUGACCCCCCCUGGGUGCCCCAGAGCACUGGUAGUGUCCAGGACCCCAUCAAUGAGGACCAGUCCAAAUCAUUCUCCGCGCGGGCGGUGUCUCGCUCUCACCAGCGCGCAGAGCACAUCCUGAAGAACCUGCAGCAGGAGGAGGAGAAGAGGCGGCUGGGCCGUGAGGCCAGCAUCAUCACCUCCACCCCCAUCACCCAGGAGGCCUGCUACGAGCCCACCUGCAGCCCCCCGUCCGAGCAGGAGGAGGAAGCAGAAGAAGUCACAAACCUGGUGUCUCGGCGGCUCUCAAUCAGCCCCUCCUGCACCUCCAGCACCUCCCACAGGAACUAUUCCUUCCGCAGGGGCUCAGUGUGGUCAAUGCGCUCCGCGGUCAGUGCUGAAGAUGAAGAGAACGUGACGGAGCACACGCCCACACACCACGUCCCACAGCCGCCACAGGUGGUGUUCCCAGCAUGCAUCUGUGCGGCCGUGCUGCCCAUUGUUCACCUCAUGGAGGACGGGGAGGUUCGAGAGGAUGGAGUAGCAGUGAGCGCGGUGGCUCAGCAGGUGCUGUGGAACUGUUUGAUUGAAGACCCCGCCCUCGUCCUGAGGCACUUCCUGGAGAAGCUCACUGUCAGUAAUCGCCAGGACGAGCUGAUUUACAUGCUGAGGAAGCUCCUGCUGAACAUUGGAGACCUGCCGGCUCAGACAUCACACAUCCUCUUUAACUACCUGGUGGGGCUGAUCAUGUACUUUGUGCGCACUCCGUGUGAGUGGGGGAUGGAUGCCAUCUCAGCCACCCUGACCUUCCUCUGGGAGGUGGUGGGCUACGUGGAGGGGCUGUUCUUCAAGGACCUCAAGCAGACCAUGAAGAAGGAGCAGUGUGAGGUGAAGCUGCUCGUCACAGCCUCCAUGCCAGGCACCAAGACUCUGGUGGUACACGGGCAGAACGAGUGUGACAUCCCCACCCAGCUCCCCGUGCAUGAGGACACGCAGUUCGAGGCUCUGCUCAAGGAGUGCCUGGAGUUCUUCAACAUUCCCGAGGCUCAGUCCGCUCGUUACUUUCUGAUGGACAAGCGCUGGAACCUCAUCCAUUACUCCAAAACCUAUGUGCGAGAUAUAUACCCAUUCCGGCGGUCAGUCUCGCCCCAGCUCAACCUGGUCCACAUGUUACCUGACAAGGGACAGGAGCUCAUUCAGAAGCAGGUGUUUUCCCGGAAGCUGGAGGAGGUGGGCCGCGUCCUCUUCCUUAUCUCGCUCACCCAGAACAUGCCUGCUGUUCACAAGCAAUCCCACGUGUCCCUGCUCCAGGAGGACCUGCUCAGACUCCCAUCAUUCCCCAGGAACGCCGUGGACGCCGAGUUCUCUCUCUUCAGUGAUCCCCAAGGGAAGGAGCUCUUUGGCCUGGACACCCUGCACAAAGUCCUGUGGAUCAAGCUGCUGGAGGAGAUGUUCCUGGGCAUGCCCAGUGAGUACCCCUGGGGAGACGAGAUCAUGCUCUUCCUGAAUGUGUUCAACGGAGUCCUGAUCCUGCACCCGGAGGACAGCGCCCUCCUGAGGCAGUACACUGCCACGGUCAUCAACACCGCCGUCCACUUCAACCAUCUCUUCUCACUCAGCGGCUACCAGUGGAUCCUGCCCACCAUGCUGCAGGCCUAUGCAGACUAUGAAAGCAAUCCAUUACUGCGGCAGGCUAUAGAGUUUUCCUGCAGGCAGUUCUAUAUCCUCCACCGGAAGCCUUUCGUUCUGCAGCUGUUUGCCAGCGUGGCACCACUGCUGGAGUUCACGACCUGCACAAGCAGCAGGCAGUCCAAAGGAGUGUCAGCUCAGUGCCUGUUUGACCUGCUGGUGUCUCUAGAAGGGGACGCCCCGGACACCCUGGACUCCCUGGAGCUAGUGAAGGCAGAGAAGCCCCUCCGCUCUUUAGACUUCUGCUACGGGAACGAGGACCUCAACUUUUCUAUCAGUAAAGCCAUCAAGCUGUGCGUGACAGUGGUGGCUUAUGCACCCGAGUCCUUCAGAAGCCUGCAUAUGCUGAUGGUGCUGGAGGCCCUGGUCCCCUGUUUCCUGCAGGAGCUGAAGAAGGAGACCAUAGCUCUGGAGACGGCCUCCGCAGCCAGGGACGAGAUCGCAGCUAUCGCCACCCUUGCCACCUCCCUCCAGGCUCUGCUGUACAGCGUAGAGGCUCUCACCAGGCCCAUGACUGCACCACAGAUGAGUCGCAGUGAACAAGGACACAAAGGAGCGGCCACUGCCAAUCACACCGUGCCAGGGGGCGCUGACACCAGGGAUAACCUGCACCUGCUGGAGGAGGGCCAGGGGCUCCCCAGGGAGGAGCUGGAUGAGCGCAUCGCCCGAGAGGAGUUCAGACAGCCCCGGGAGUCUCUGCUCAACAUCUGCACCGAGUUCUACAAGCACUGCGGCCCCCGGCUCAAGAUCCUGCAGAACAUGACUGGGGAGCCACGCGUCACCACACUGGAGCUGCUCGACAUCAAGUCACACAUGAGGCUGGCUGAGAUCGCACACUCCCUGCUGAAGCUGGCUCCCUAUGACACCCUGACCAUGGAGAGCCGUGGUCUGAGACGCUACAUCAUGGAGAUGUUGCCCAUCACCGACUGGACCACUGAGGCCGUGCGGCCCGCCCUCAUCCUCAUCCUCAAGAGGCUUGACCGCAUGUUCAACAAGAUCCACAAGAUGCCCACUCUGAGACGGCAGGUGGAGUGGGAAGCUGCCAGCAGCCUGAUUGAAGGAAUUUGCCUGACCCUUCAGCGACAGCCCAUCAUAUCCUUCCUCCCGCACCUCCGGUCGCUGAUCAACGUCUGCGUCAAUCUGGUGAUGGGUGUGGUUGGACCCUCCAGCGUGGCUGAUGGCUUGCCUCUUCUUCACCUGAGUCCCUACCUCUCCCCUCCGCUCCCCUUCAGCACUGCCGUGGUCAGACUCGUGGCUCUGCAAAUACAGGCGCUAAAAGAUGACUUCCCCCUUAGCCACGUGAUCUCCCCAUUCACCAAUCAGGAGAGACGAGAAGGAAUGCUUCUUAACCUGCUGAUUCCGUUUGUGCUGACGGUGGGAUCUGGCAGUAAAGACAGCCCUCACCUAGAGCAGCCAGAGGUGUUCCUGCUGCUGCAGACCGUCAUCAACAUCCUGCUGCCGCCGCGCAUCAUUAGCACCUCGCGCAGCAAGAACUUCAUGAUGGAGAGCUCUCCGGCGCACUGCUCCACACCGGGAGACACGGGCAAGGACCUGCGCCGGGAAGGGCUGGCCGAGUCCACCAGCCAGGCCGCCUACCUGGCUCUGAAGGUGGUCCUGGUCUGUUUUGAGCGGCAGCUGGGGAACCAGUGGUACCAGUUGAGUCUGCAGGUGAAGGAGAUGGCGCUCCGCAAGGUGGGCGGGCUGGCCCUGUGGGACUUCAUCGACUUCAUUGUGAGAACCAGGAUCCCCAUCUUCAUACUGCUCCGCCCCUUCAUCCAGUGCAAGCUCCUGACCCAGCCUGCGGAGAGCCAGGAGGAGAUCACGGCCCGGCACCACAUCGCUGACCAGCUGGAGCGACGGUUCAUCCCCCGUCCGCUCUGCAAGAGCUCCCUCAUCGCCGAGUUCAACAAUGAGCUCAAGAUCCUCAAGGAGGCGGUGCACAGUGGCGCAGGUGAGAAAACGUACCAGGGCAAGACCUCCAUCAGCACCGUGGGCACAUCCACCUCUGCCUACCGCCUGAGCCUGGCCACCAUGUCACGAUCCAACACAGGGACCGGGACCGUCUGGCAGGACACUCUGAGCCGCACCGACGAGGACGAUGAAGAAAAUGACUCUGUGAGCAUGCCCAGUGUGGUGAGUGAGCAUGAAGCCUACCUUGCCAGUGUGAUCGGGCGCCGGCGGUUCUCCAGCCACGUGUCCAGCGCGUCGGCUCCGACGGCUGAGCCUGUGCUCAGCACCAUGCUCCCCAGCCAGAGUGAACCUAAUGUCCUAGAUGAAUCCCAGGGGAUGAACGCAGAGGGUAACCUGUCUAGGGUGGCCAGUGUUCAGAGUGAGCCGGGGCAGCAGAACCUCCUGGUCCAGCCUGCCCUGGGCAGGAAGAGAGGGCUACGGCAGCCGAGGAGGCCUCUGCUUUUGAUGCAAAAGACCCAGAACGAGCCCCACAGUCGCCCCAGAGCUCGCCUCUCCACCACACGCAGGAGCAUCCAGCCCAAAUCCAGGACCCUUGAACAGAAGAGGUUGGUUACCUUCCCUAAAGCACAGCCUGAGGCAGCAGCUUUGUCCCCCCCAGCUGAGAGCAAAGAAUGCCCAUCAGAGAACCAGAACCUCGGAGUCACAUCAUCGUCUGCUGCCUCUCCUUCCAUUGUAACUGCAGACCUGCACAGCCCCACAGCAGCCAAGGUGGAGACAACUGGCUUGGAGACUAAGAACAAAGCGGAGCCACGGAGCUGCCUGUCCCCUCCCCCACCUCCUGUGCUGGGCACCCUGCCCCACCCUGCCUCCCUGCCUCCAGAGAGCCCCAGAGAGACCUCCAGCCUGCUGCCGCACACUGACACCGUCCUGCACAUCAGCGAGGAUAACGACACGGAGAGCUCCCUGCUCUCCCCAGCCUUCACCUACACCUACGUCGAGCUGGGGAAAGACGAGUCCCACGUUUAAACAGCUCCUUUCAUCAUCUGGCUGUACAGCGCGCUUGCAGAGCGCUUUGAGAGAAAGGAACCAUCUCUGAAUGGGGAUGAAUGGAAUGAGUAGGGUUGGAGUGCAUGGAUUCCCAAACCUCCUAAUUUGGACUUUUAAAUAGUGAAGCACAGUAAAGCCAUCAGUGCUAUUACCCCUGUGUGCCUGGCCCCAUUGUUUAAUAGCUUACCACUGUUACUGUGGUAAGAGUUUACAGAUUCUGCAGGUACCAUUAAUACUGCUCAGAGGAACUUGAUACCUUAACACGUAAAACGUCUUCAGUUUACCUUUUGAUAAGUUGAGAUGGCUUCAGGUGUAUUUGUCAUACUGUAUAUUACUGGGAUUUUAAAAUGAAAGUCCAAAUUGGUAAAUUCCAUGUAUAAUGAAUCUAGCUCGGUGCCAGUGAAAGGGGGUCUAUUUAUUUAAUGGGUGUUGUGUGAAUUAACUAAAUAAUGUGCUAAAGGUCUAUCCUCCUGUAUGGUAGUGAUGUUUGAUGGCAGGAGAGUGGAUUGGAUAGAUAGAGAAAUUCAGUGAGAUAAGUUUUGCAGAGGUAUAGACUAACUAUAGCGUACAAAAGUAAUACAGUAAGUCCUCGUUGUGUUAGAAGUCCUGUCUGUGCAUUGUUAAUCGGUAUUGUACACACGCUGGCCACUGUUAGAAUCAGGGCCGCUAUGACGGCUUGGCAUGGAUGUGGCAGAGACUCCACAGGAGUUUAGCCAUGAAUAAAACGUUAACUUUGUCCCACAGAUCUGCAAUUGCUUUGAGGUCUGGGGUUUGUGCUGGAUAAGGAAGAUGACCGAAGGCUGUCCCUGACAAUGCCUGUAUGGUUGAUUCCCAUACUGUCAUCAGUAUUUUGGAGUGGACUUGAUUAGCGACAAUGCCCAGGUCCACAUGGCCAGUGGCUAGUGCUUGUAUCCAUACAUGUUACUACCCUGUAUUCCAACCCAUUAACCCCCCCAGUAAAACUGUUUGUAUUUUAUCUUGAACUAAGAAGCUGCUUGAAAAAAGGCAGAUAUGUUUUGCUUUUUUAUUUGCAAAUACGCUGGUAGUAACAAAUUAGAUCAGAUGCCUUAAAUGUGCACAAUGCCAAAGUGUGAGCCGCUGGACUGUAUUGUGUCCCGUGUCCUGUGUCUGUGAGAUUGCCUGCUUUUGUCCAUGUAGUGCUGGACUACUUAGAAACCCAACGACACACACAAACAAUCAACUGGGCUCUCCCUGAUCAUUACUCCCGAUUACACUGCAUUUAAAACAUGUCUUCUGUUAAAACUGAUUUGUAUGUAACUCUGUCAUAAUACAAUGAAUGUGUCCAACUUAACUCUGAACUAGGGUGUGCAAAACUGUUUUAUUGAUGCUAAAGCUUAGUUUACACCUAAGUUACUUUGUUACAAGUUGCUUGAUCUCACUGCUAUUCUCAGCAUCUGCGUUCAUGCUUUCAUUGGCUGGGUGCUACAGUAGCUACAAGUUGCACUUUCAAGUCAUGUCAGUCUGUACCAGGCUUCAUGAAUUUCUUUGCAUUUAUUUUGGCAUCUGGUGGGUAAUUUCUCCUAAAGAAAAAGCCAAAUAGGGUGAUUUUAGUUUUUUUUGUUCACACUCUCCCUGUGCACACAAGUAUGCAGAGAUGGAAAUUAGACUCACAGUGCACAGCAGUUUCACCCAUUCUAGGUUUUUAGAUGAGCUUGAUCAGCCCCAGUGUAUCAGUAACAAGCUCAGCUGUCUUACUACUGUAAACUCAUUGUAAAACUUAGAAUGGAUCAGACUGAUAUGCAAAGGGAGUCAUUACUCCAUCCCUGGUACAUAACCGUGACAGAGUGCUGGUAGAUUUGUGAAGCAGGAAUACUCCCGGGGCCAGUUUUCAAAACUUGUAAUCUGGAUCACAGUGAUUGGAUUUUGUAAUCCUAUAUUUUGUGAUUGAGAUUACUUUUAUUUGGAUUUUUUUUUUUUUUCAGAAAAGGUCACUGCUGGAUUACAUUUAUCCAGAUUACGAAUAAUUCCUUUCUUUAAAAGGAAUCUCGAUCACAAAAUAUAGGAUUACAAAAUCUGAAUCCCUUUGAUCCAGAUUACAAGUUUUGAAAAACCGGCUCCAAAUGUCUAAUGAGGAUUUACGUGUCAUGUGUCUGCUGCAAAGGUGUUCCACUGUUUUAAACGUAGCCCCCCUUUAUCGUGCCAAUCCUUUUAGUAGAAUGAACGUGCUGUAUAUGUUAAACAUAAUUAUACAUAUACUUAAAUAAAAGUGGAUUAUUGUUUUGUG
Messenger RNA from Polyodon spathula (Mississippi paddlefish), 12562 nucleotides. Its product is annotated as protein unc-80 homolog. Gene Ontology annotation, cellular component: cation channel complex; axon. The record is from RefSeq and is a predicted model, not a curated record. NCBI's taxonomy places the organism in Eukaryota, Metazoa, Chordata, Actinopteri, Acipenseriformes, Polyodontidae. Gene Ontology annotation, biological process: monoatomic cation homeostasis. Gene Ontology annotation, molecular function: monoatomic cation channel activity. The transcript has 65 exons. Bases 346 to 10296 code for a protein of 3316 amino acids.